Ascochyta rabiei is the source of this 1884-nucleotide messenger RNA. RefSeq lists its product as uncharacterized. The coding region runs from base 1 to 1884 and encodes 627 amino acids. Gene Ontology annotation, biological process: positive regulation of transcription by RNA polymerase II. NCBI's taxonomy places the organism in Eukaryota, Fungi, Ascomycota, Dothideomycetes, Pleosporales, Didymellaceae. Gene Ontology annotation, cellular component: nucleus. Gene Ontology annotation, molecular function: DNA-binding transcription factor activity, RNA polymerase II-specific; zinc ion binding; transcription cis-regulatory region binding. The transcript has 5 exons. The record is from RefSeq and is a predicted model, not a curated record.
AUGAAGCGAGCCGAAAGCGGAGAAGAGAAAGCAACGCGGCAAUGCUGGGAAUGCCUCAAACGGCGCUUGGUGUGCGAUCACACCCUCCCUCACUGUAGAAAGUGCAUCAAGGCUGGCAAGGAGUGUCCGGGAUAUGACGAACAGAAACCGCUGCAAUGGGUCGAGCCCGGAAAAGUAACAUCAAGACGAAGGAAAAAGGAUGGUCCGCCGAAGGUGUACACGAUCAAAUCAAAAGACCGAGAGCCCGUUGUGACCGCGGUUCCCAGUUUAGCCACGGUAGGCUGCGAAGACUCUGACAAGUCUGACUCGUCGGAUAUCAUAGCGACAGACGACGUCGCAGUUUUGGAAUUGCCAAUCUUCGACGAACCCCAGAUCACACAGGAGGCUGCCGACCUUUACAAAUGCCAGCUUGCAUGCUCGCUGCUUCAAGAGGAGACAGCGUCAUGGUGGUACAGUUUAAGCGCCAAGGAGCAGGCGGAGCACAUUGUCUUAAAUGCUACUAAGCACGCAAGCAGCUCUAGUGUGGCUGCUCGUAUCAUGCAAAUUGGCGGCAAAAGGAGUCUCAAAGCUGUGGUGGAGAGAGGCCAGUAUUGGGAGGCUGCGUUACUGCUACAAUCUGAACGACAGCCUCUGGAGAAGUUACGGCGCUUAUUGCGGGUCAUGGAGGUGCAAGACCUACCGUCUUAUGAGUAUUUAUCAAACGAAACCUGUGAGGUGGUACAGGCAGUCAACUACUUCAAUACCAGAAUCUACCCAGACGUCAAAGAGACUGACAGCCUAGCGCCCAAUGCAGCUGUAAUCCACUUUCCAGUAUGGGCCCUGCACGUGUUGCCGCCCGCAAUGCAUCACACCCUUGUCUGCCUGGGACUAAACCAUUACAUUCAUUCUUUACCCCCAGGGGUCGACCGUGCAAUCAUCGCCAGCCAACGAUCUAAGAUAUACAAAUAUCGUGGUCACGCCAUUCGCUCCCUCAGCGAAUACGUCGCGAAGGAGAAGACUCGCUGCAGUGAUUUGACGAUCAGCAGUAUACUAAUGUUCAUGGCUAUGGAGGUCCAGAACUCUAGUUCAGGGGACUGGCGAUCUCAUGCAAUUGGGAUAAAGCAGCUGAUAGACAUGCGCGGAGGAUUUGCAACUUUGAUACGUGAAGCAUCCUACCUGACGUCCGCACUAGUCAUAUUUGUCAUCAUUGUAACCUUUUCGAACAGUCUCGGUCCGGCUUCAGAACACAUCAAUAUCACCAAAUCUCUUGAGGACCACGUCCAGGAAGUUGAGAAGGUGUAUACCCUUGUCUUUCCGUACGUAUUGUGUCCGCCGUCUUUGUUUGUUGAGAUCAUUCGCAUCAACCGCUUGCGCCAAGAGAUCACUGCAUCGCCAUUCGAAGACGAAAGCCAGUGUGUGUUGCAAGCUCUCGACCUACUCGCACGCAUCGAAGCCUUCGCACCAGAGAAUUGGGCACAGCCGGGUGAAUAUUACGAUCAGUGGCUGCUCAUUGGCACCAUAUACCAGUCCGCUAUCGCAUUGUACUGCACUAUGUCGCUACAGGCAGUCGCUGCGUUGCCUAUUAACCUGGAGAUGAACACAAUGCGCACCAUACAUGGUGAACGCCUAUUCGAGAGCCUAAGAUCGGCCGCACAGACGAGGGAGUUGAGGAAGUUCUCGUUGUUUCCGCUAUGUGUACUUGGUGUGGAAGCGGGCUAUCACGACAGCCAGAGCACGCGACGCUGGAUCGAACAGCAACUGGAGCACCACAGUCGACUGCUAGGAACGAGCAGCCCUUUGAAGGCUCGGGCGGUGCUGCGGCGGUACUGGCAAAAGGCCGAACCAGGGUGGGAUGAAUGCUUCGACCGACCGGAAGCUACUCUCCUUCCGUCUGGCAUAUGCUGA